This is a messenger RNA of Metarhizium album ARSEF 1941, 1467 nucleotides long. Its product is annotated as proteasome regulatory particle, non-ATPase-like protein. Gene Ontology annotation, cellular component: proteasome regulatory particle. Gene Ontology annotation, biological process: proteasome-mediated ubiquitin-dependent protein catabolic process. The transcript has 3 exons. Bases 1 to 1467 code for a protein of 488 amino acids. Lineage: Eukaryota; Fungi; Ascomycota; Sordariomycetes; Hypocreales; Clavicipitaceae. The record is from RefSeq and is a predicted model, not a curated record.
AUGGGUUCCGAUCCUCAGUACGCCAAGUGGCCGCUGCUGCCGUUGGCGCAGCACGUCUUUACCCUGACAAAUGCGUAUGCCUUGAAACCGGCACAAGAAGCGGCCGUCAAGGCAUUGCAAGAUGCAAUUGCCGAGGACAAGAUGGCUCCUUUCUACCGGUACCUGGCACACCCCAUCGACGGCAUUCUGAAUGCUGUUGGUGAAGGUGGCGCCUCAGCACCCGGAAAGCCGUUGAGCAGGAAGUCGAGCUUGGUGGGCAUGGUCGCCACCAAGGCUUCAACAACGAGUGUCAUUCUGCCGUGGGACGAGGCUUUGUACUCGAAUCUAAAAGAGGACAACGACAGGGAGCUGGCCGAGUUCCAGAAGGAGGAGGACGAGGCCGUCGAACAGGCUGGCGAGACAGAGGUCAUGGCUGCCAAGGGUAAAAGAGCAGACUUCUGGGCCAGGGUGGGCGAUAAGGACAAGGCAAUUGCCGCGUUCGAAGACGUUUUUGAAAAGACCGGUAUUCUGGGCACCAAGAUUGACCUGGUUUUGGCCAUAAUACGUAUGGGUCUCUUCUAUGGAGACAAGGCGCUUGUACAGAAACAUAUCGAGCGAGCCAAGACUCUGGUCGAAUCCGGUGGUGACUGGGAUCGACGAAAUCGCCUCAAGGCCUACGAAGGUCUUCACCUCCUCACUGUCCGAUCCUACAACCUGGCCGCACCGCUUCUUCUCGACUCUCUUUCUACCUUUACCAGCUACGAACUCUGCACUUACUCCAACCUUGUCGUCUACUCCGUUCUUGCUGGCUCCGUGUCUCUUAAGCGCGUUGACUUCAAGUCCAAGGUCGUAGACGCACCCGAGAUCAAAGCCAUAAUGGGCGACGGUGAGGACAAGCUGAUGGCGUUGAGCGGUGCCCUGAGUGCCGGACCUGGCGCAGAUGAUUCCAUUGGCGCCCUGUCGCCGCAGGCUACCUCUACAACAGCGGUCAAUCUAACGACCCUGGGAUCAAGCAAUGAGCAGCCCGAUGCCGAGAUGUCCAUAGACUUCAGUCCGCUGGCACUCCUGGUCAGCAGUCUGUACAAUGGCAACUAUAGGACUUUCUUCCAGUCUCUAGCCUCGGUCGAGGAGCAGUUCCUCAACCAGGACCGUUACUUGCACGAGCACAAGAGCUGGUUCAUUCGCGAGAUGAGACUCAGAGCAUACCAGCAGCUCCUCCAGAGCUACAGGGUUGUCGGCCUGGAAAGCAUGGCCAACGACUUUGGAGUUACAGUUGACUUUCUCGACCGUGACCUCGCUCGAUUCAUUGCCGCCGGCCGCAUUCCGUGCACCAUUGAUCGUGUCACUGGCAAGGGCGUGAUCGAAACCAAUCGACCGGAUGACAAGAACAAGCAGUACCAGGACGUUGUUCGUCAAGGCGACCAGCUGAUCACGAAACUGCAGAAGUACGGCCAAGCUGUCAGACUGAGAGGCAGUGAGAGGGCAUAG